Molecule: messenger RNA, 849 nt
Organism: Bacidia gigantensis
Lineage: Eukaryota; Fungi; Ascomycota; Lecanoromycetes; Lecanorales; Ramalinaceae
Gene: IDH2
Product: NAD-dependent isocitrate dehydrogenase
Exons: 3
Coding region: 1-849 (282 amino acids)
Biological process (GO): isocitrate metabolic process; tricarboxylic acid cycle
Cellular component (GO): mitochondrion
Molecular function (GO): magnesium ion binding; isocitrate dehydrogenase (NAD+) activity; NAD binding
Source: RefSeq, a predicted model, not a curated record
AUGGGAGCCAGUCGACGUGACACCACAGCUCAAAGAAGGCCGGACCGCAAAGGCCAUGUCUCCCUCAACCUAACGCUCCGCCGUACAUUCCACCUGUUCGCCAACGUUCGUCCCUGCAAAUCCAUAGCCGGCUACAAAACCCCAUACGACAAUGUUGACACGGUCCUCAUUCGUGAAAAUACGGAGGGUGAAUACUCUGGGAUCGAGCAUGUCGUCGUUGACGGCGUCGUGCAAUCCAUAAAAUUGAUUACGCGCGAAGCAUCCGAGCGGGUCUUACGCUUUGCAUUCCAGUAUGCGGAAGAUGUGGGCAAGAGGAAGGUUAGAGUAGUGCACAAGGCUACGAUUAUGAAGAUGUCGGACGGACUGUUCUUGAAGACGGCAAGGGAUAUCUCGAAGGAAUUCCCACAGAUCGAAUUUGAUCUCGAGCUCCUCGACAACACAUGCCUAAAAAUAGUCACGGAUCCAGACCCAUAUAAUGACAAAGUCCUCGUUAUGCCCAACCUCUAUGGCGAUAUUCUCUCGGAUAUGUGCGCAGGUUUGAUUGGGGGCCUCGGCCUCACACCCUCUGGAAAUAUAGGCGACGAAUGCUCAAUCUUCGAAGCUGUCCAUGGUUCAGCGCCGGAUAUUGCGGGGCAGCAACUUGCGAACCCGACGGCACUGUUGUUGAGUAGUAUCAUGAUGUUGCAGCAUAUGGGACUGAAUGAGCAUGCGGACAAGAUCCAGAAUGCCAUAUUUGCGGUACUGGCGGAAGGUAAGACCAUAACAGGUGAUCUAGGCGGGAAAUCAAAGACGUUUGAAUUCGCGGGGGCGAUCAUUGAUCGACUCACAAAGGGCUUAGCUGUCGAUUGA